UGUUUGUUUACACUUUAAUUUACUUUUGUUAAAAAAAAAAUGUCUUUAAGAACCUGCGCUUACAGGAAUUGCGAUAAUUUUGUUAGUGAUUUUGAUAGAAAUUGUCGCAGCAAGCCAGAUGUAACAUUAUUUAAAUUUCCCAAGGAUCCUGAGAGGCGACAAAAAUGGAUUGAGCUGGGAAAAGCCCCAUCAAAUUUGUUACCCCACUAUAGCUAUUAUUGUUCCGACCAUUUUGAUGGGCGCUUUUUGAAUGUGGGUCCUAGGCGAACUAUGCUGGUAGGUGAAGCUGUUCCAUAUGCCUACAAUGAGAAAAGCGAACCGCACAAAAAUUCGGAAGAAAUUGAACUUGUGGAAGAAGAAGAUUUAUACUUGUAUCACAUUAAAGGUGACGAAGUUACACCAGGUUCAACACAAGAAUCACAACAGGCCACCACAGAAAUAUUAGUGGAAUCAACAACAAAUGGAAAUGAGAUUUUGGAAUUUCUCAGACACGAUUUAGACUUGGAUGAUGAAGAUCAAAGUCAGCCACAAAUUGUGAGCACCAAGAAAGAAUCAUCUGUUAAACACUAUGUAGUAAACCCGUUCAAAAGAAAAUUGUGCAACAGCAGCAAUGCCUCAUCUUCAACAACAAACCCAAAUUUGAAAGGUACUUCUUUGAAAAAUCAACAGUUAACCAAAAAUAUUUCAAUCACUAAACACUCUUCUGAUGAACCUUCUCCAAAAAAAGUUAAUGAAGUGGAGGUGCAAAAGAAUACCACAAAUGUUAAAGAAUCUAAGAAUCCAUGUUCAGUAGUGAAUGAUAAUGAAAUAGACGAAGAAGAUGAUGCUCUUAUUGAUAGCAGCAGCAUCACCACUUUCAUAUACAAAGGUGAGGAAUAUAUACAAAUGCCAAAAAGGCAAUACCGUGAAGAAAAAUUAAAUAUGAUGCGGAAGAUAAAAAAGAUGGAACAAGUUAUUCAUAACAUAAAGAACGAACUGCAGCAUUUUUGAUUUAUGCACCCAUUUCAGGAUAUUUGAAAAAAUCAAACUUUUUUUUCAUCUGAUUAAAUAUUAUAAUUAAGUACUUAAUUAUAUUAUUAAUUUGACUAAAAAAUAGUUUUAAGUAUAAUUACCAAAAAAAAAACGCAAAUGUACUGGAAUGAUAAUGCCAUA
Stomoxys calcitrans (stable fly) is the source of this 1152-nucleotide messenger RNA. RefSeq lists its product as uncharacterized. Gene Ontology annotation, molecular function: sequence-specific DNA binding. NCBI's taxonomy places the organism in Eukaryota, Metazoa, Arthropoda, Insecta, Diptera, Muscidae. The transcript has a single exon. Bases 40 to 990 code for a protein of 316 amino acids. The record is from RefSeq and is a predicted model, not a curated record.